AAAAGCACAUGGAACAUAUUUAACUUUUUCAAUUCUAGGUCAUUACAUCUCAACUAGGCAUUAUUCUGCAAGUAAAUUUACAAAGUUAGAUCGUACGGAUGACCGGCCAGUGAACAAUCAGGAAUCAACAUUUUUAAGUCAAAUGAGCCAAUUGGCUAAAGAUGCGGAUAUUAUCCCCCCUUCCCUUCAGAAAAGAAAGAUUGCGACGGAUGAUAAUAGUCAACCAAUAAAGGCGGCCAAAUUGUCGCGGGGAGCUAAGAAAAGGAUUCGAAAAAAAGAGUUAAAAGAAGAGUUAAAAUCGCAAAAGAAAAUUCCUAAAGUCAAGGGGAAAGACACGAAAAAACCAAAGAAUUUGGGUUUUAACAUUCGACGACAUCGAAUGUUUUAUGCAGAUGCCAUUAUAGACAACAAGACUGAUAAGGCUAUAAUGACAUCGAAUCAAAUAAUGAAAAAGGACCGAACCAUAGAUGUCUUGAGCGUCAUUUUCCCACUUGAAUAUGAGAAUGAUAAAAAAAAACGCUUCAUUAAGGUUCCUGAGAUGGUCCAGAGCAUUAAAAGACGACAUAAUAAUUCUUCUUUGACGCAUCUACUCAAUUCAACUUGUCCCGUGAAGAACAAUGAUACAAAUCCUGGAAAUGCACAUAUCCCAAUCCAACAGGUGAGUGAUUUUAUUUGGAGGCAACUGAAGAAAGCUUUUCCUUUGGAUUUUUUUGGUUCAUCAAACAACGCUGAAGUGAUAAAAAAGGAUCAACGACUGUAUGUGGUUGAAGUCUUCAAACAUGAAUAGCAAAUGCUCACCAUCUGACUUAAAAAGAAAGGAAGCCAUCUUAAAUCAAGCUUUAUAUUGGCUUUUUGAUGGAUACAUUAUUUCAUUAAUCAAGUCGCUCUUCUAUGUCACAGAGAAUGCAACUUGUGGUAAAAAGGUUUUCUUUUAUCGUCAAGACGUCUGGCGUGAUAUAACUCGCCUCCAAAUUCGAACAAUUAUAAAAGAUGACUACGCGGA
Messenger RNA from Mucor mucedo, 1003 nucleotides. RefSeq lists its product as uncharacterized. The record is from RefSeq and is a predicted model, not a curated record. The transcript has 7 exons. NCBI's taxonomy places the organism in Eukaryota, Fungi, Mucoromycota, Mucoromycetes, Mucorales, Mucoraceae. Bases 143 to 787 code for a protein of 214 amino acids.